AUGCACCCGGCGACACCUGCCGCCUUCCUCGCGCUCAUGGCCUUGGCGCUCUUCGCCUGCUGCCUCCGCUACUGCCGCCGCCCUCGCUCGAUCGAGAGGCAGACGAUGAUUGGACGCGCCGCCGCCCGCUCCGACGGGCGACCCCGCCGGGCGACCCCGCCACGCAGGGCUCACCGGCUCGCCGGCAGUGGCACCGGAUCCGGCAGCAGCAAGCAACUCUUCGACACUGCCUUCGAAAGCGCUCUGCGCAGCGGCGGCUUGGGCGGGUGGCCAAAGCCUCUCCGCAUCGCUCAGGGGCAGCACCAGCUGCAGGAACAGCUGCAGGACCGCGGCUCGCGGGGCGGGGCGGACGAUCACGCGCUCAUCGAGAUCUCGCCGUACGACAACACGUCGGGCGUGGGUGUGCAUCGGAGCGACAGCGUCGAGAGCCGCCUCAGCGACGAGGCGUCAUCCUCCGCGUCCACCGUCUGCUCUGCCUGCCCGCUGACGGCGAGCGGCGCUUCCGCCGCGGGCAGUAGCGCGUCCUCGAGGUCGACGCGGAGAGCGUUUGCGGGCAGCGCGGCGCUCGAGAUCGACACGGAGAGCUUCACCCUCGAGUCUUGGCUGGUGGAGUGA
Emiliania huxleyi CCMP1516 is the source of this 615-nucleotide messenger RNA. RefSeq lists its product as hypothetical. The coding region runs from base 1 to 615 and encodes 204 amino acids. The transcript has 3 exons. Lineage: Eukaryota; Haptophyta; Isochrysidales; Noelaerhabdaceae. The record is from RefSeq and is a predicted model, not a curated record.